UGAACAUGAAUAUUGAGUGUUAUUGCCGCUUAAAUCAAGUCGAUUUGGGGUUUUCUCUUCUGGGUAAGAUCAUCAAGCUAGGUUAUGAGCCUGACAUUGUAACAUUCACCAAUUUGAUUCAUGGAUUAUGUGCCAUCAAGAAUGGUGUUGAUGCUGUUAAGCUUUUUUACAAAGUUAUUGAUCUGGGUUUACAGCUGGAUUUAUAUACUUAUAGAGCUUUAAUUAAGUGUUUGUUUAAAACCGGGCGAAAUGCUGAUGCAUUGAAGUUGCUUAGGAUGAGAAGACUAAUGGGUUGCAAACCCGAUAUUGGGAUAUAUCAUAUGAUUAUGUAUGGCUUUUGUAAGGACAACCUAUUGUCUCAGGCUUCGGAACUAUUCUCUGUAAUGAUCAGUGAUGGUGUCUUGCCUACUGUCACCACUUACAACCUGUUAAUAUGGGGACACGGUAAGUUGGGGCAAUGGGAUGAGGUAUGGAGGUUAUUGCGAGAAAUGAUUGAUGCCGGAAUUUCGCCUAAUAUAUACUUGUAUAAUAUUUUAAUCGGUAGGCUUAGUAAAGAAGUGAGGAUGAAAGAAGUGGAGCGUGUUUUUGAUAUGAUGAUCGAUUCUUGUCAUGUUCCAGACACUGUCACUUACAACUCCCUGAUCGAUGGAUAUUGUAAGGAAGGCUUGAUCGAUAAAGCAAUGCAGACUUUUGACACUAUGCUUGAUAUGGGCUGUACACCUAAUGUUGUAACCUACAACUCCUUAAUCGAUGGAUAUUGUAAGAAGGGUUUGAUCGAUAAAGCAAUGCAGACUUUUGACACUAUGCUUGAUAUGGGUUGUACACCUAAUGUUGUAACCUACACCUCCUUAAUCGAUGGAUAUUGUAAGAAGGGUUUGAUCGAUAAAGCAAUGCAGACUUUUGACACUAUGCUUGAUAUGGGUUGUACACCUAAUGUUGUAACCUACACCUCCUUAAUCGAUGGAUAUUGUAAGAAGGGUUUGAUCGAUAAAGCAACGCAGACUUUUGACACUAUGCUUGAUAUGGGUUGUACACCUGAUGUUGUAACCUACAGCUCCGUGAUCGAUGGAUAUUGUAAGAAGGGUUUGAUCGAUAAAGCAACGCAGACUUUUGACGCUAUGCUUGAUAUGGGUUGUACACCUGAUGUUGUAACCUACAACUCCGUGAUCGAUGGAUAUUGUAAGAAGGGUUUGAUCGAUAAAGCAAUGCAGACUUUUGACACUAUGCUUGAUAUGGGUUGUACACCUAAUGUUGUAACCUACAACUCCUUAAUCGAUGGAUAUUGUAAGAAGGGUUUGAUCGAUAAAGCAAUGCAGACUUUUGACACUAUGCUUGAUAUGGGUUGUACACCUAAUGUUGUAACCUACGGCUCCUUUAUCGAAGGAUAUUGUAAGAAGGGUUUGAUCGAUAAAGCAAUGCAGACUUUUGACACUAUGCUUGAUAUGGGUUGUACACCUGAUGUUGUAACCUACAACUCCUUAAUCGAUGGAUAUUGUAAAAAAGGUUUGAUUGAUAAAGCAAUGCAGACUUUUGACACUAUGCUUGAUAUAGGUUGUACACCUAAUGUUGUAACCUACAGCUCCUUGAUCAAUGGAUAUUGUAAGAAAGGUUUGAUGGAUGAAGCACUGCAGAUUCUGGAUACUAUGCUUAGUAAGGGUUGUGCACCUAAUGUUGUAACCUACAGCUCCUUGAUUAAUGGAUUUUGUAAGCAAAGAGGGAUGGAUGAUGCCAUGCGUCUAUUUAAAGAGAUGUCUAGUAAAAGGCAAACUCCAGAUGCAAUCACUUACACUUAAGGAUUUUGCAAGGUCAAAGAAGUCAGAAUCGCGCUUUCUCUUUUUUGUAAGAUGCAAACUAGUGGUUAUGUUCCUGAUCUUGUCAUUUAUAAUAUUUUGUUACAUGGUCUUUGCAAAGACCAUCAGCCUAAAGAUGCUAUCAAACUCUUCAGGGAAAUGAUUGAUCACAGAAUAGUGCCUAAUACAAGUAUUCAAAAAUACAACCGCCUCAUUAACAGCAUUGAACGAUGCUCAACUUGAUGAUCUGAUGCUAUUUCUCUAGCAAAUUGUCACACUUAAACAUGUAGCUUAGUUUUAUACACAAAAUAAGUUCAGAAGUUCUGUGUAAGGCUGGACUUGUAGCUGAGGCUGGAGGAGUUAAUCUGAAAACUGAAUGCAAUUGGCUGCUUGCAUAGUUGCAUGACUACUAACCAUCAGCAAGAAGGUACUGCAAUUCAACGGCUAGAAAUGGUGGUUCAAAGGGGGUCCGGUGUACUCCUAAGUUCUUCCUUGAUAGGUGACUUGUUGACUUGUUCUGGGUUAUUAACUCCAUCCUCAAUCCAAUAGAUUCCUCGAAUUCAUCUUGGGAUAGAUAUCUAAAUCUCUGAAUUUGAAGUCUUUCAAGGGUGUGGCAGAUGAAGUACCAGUUUAGUAUAUGUGCCAGAAGUUGCAUGGGUAUUCAACUAUUCUCUGCUUGAAAGAACUUUUUAUGUGACUGAUUCAUUUUUUGUCAUCCUCUUUGAACUGAAGCAUUAUGAGUUUCAGGAUAAUUAUAGAUAUACUAGACUGCUCCUUUAAACAUAUUGUGAGAAUAACCUAUAAGCAUCAGCAAUAUACUUAUAUACAUGGUCUGUUUAUUCUGUAUAUACCACCCUUAGCCUUCAGCCUUAGAGUCACAAUCAGUCUACUCAUGCUAAAAUGGCGUCUUCAUCAAUUUCCCUCCAUAGCUAGUACUGCUCGUCUAUUUCGUCUUCAGCCUUAGAGUAGAGAGAUAUAUCAAAUACAAAGUACUCCGUAAUCCGUAUAUACCCAAGAACUCAACCUCAGUACUUCAUGAGUCUUGUAUCAUUUGAAGCAAUACGAAUAGUCGAGUUAACAAACAGUUCUUCGGACAUUGCUAGAAAUAAUCUGGUAAAAUAAAACAAUUUAGGUCAGAGAAAAUUCAAAAUCUCCAGAUUCGCCAUGUCUGUUGAUGGCCUUCUGUGAUCAAUCUUCCAUGGCCAAAACUCUCUCUCUUCCUAUUACUGCCCUUCAUCUUCUUCUCAUCUUCCUCCAUUCCCUCUUAUAAUAAUUAAUUUAUUGAUUAUAUCAACAAUUCUCCCAAUUUCUAGGAAGAAAUCAAAAUCCCUCCAAAUUUUCGCAAUUCUACAAUCUGGGUUUUUCUCAGAACCUUAAAAAAAUCUUACCCAGUUCAUCAAAAAUCAAUUAUCAGUGAAAAAUUGGGGCAAAAACAUGGCUUCUGUAUUGGUUUAUCAUGUGGUGGGUGAUCUGACGGUGGCAAAACCGGAGUUGGUGGAGUUUAUUGAGACGGAGACGGUGGAGGCGGCGAUAAAAGCGAUUGGAGAAUCAACAGAGGGUGGAAUUCCGGUUUGGAGAAGGAAACCUCAAAAGGGUAUGACUGAAUAUAGUGAAAUGAGGUUGCAAAGAUUUGUGGGUAUUCUUAAUUCCUUUGGAUAUUGUGGCUUUUUUGGCAAAAGAUUGGUGUUUGCAGGAUCAGGAGAAAGCUAUGAAAACCCCGGUUCCUGAGGUUGUUGUUCCUAAUAAUUCCCUACUUAAGGAAGUGGAUCCUGCUACAAGGUUUGAAUUUUGAUGUUAUUUGAUUUAGUUUUUCAAGGUUUUAUUGUGAUUGAUUGUUUUAAUGCACCUUCAUUGUGAGAUGUUUUGGUUUUUGAUCCACGUAGGCUUAGGCAACGAUGUAAACGUAAUUUGAUCUUAAGUAGUUGGCAUCCCACUUAUAACUUUGCUCAUUAUGUUUCUUGUUUCAAUCAUUUGUUGGGUUUGAUUUUACUCAUUUAUAGACCAAAUGUGUAGUGUAUACUAGUCACUUAAGGUGGUGAUGUAUAUAUGAUUUGAUCCAAGAUACCAACCCCCAAUGCUUUUAAAGAACUUGAGUACUAUGUACGGAUUAGUUGACAAUUUGACAUCCACUAAUAAAGUAAUAAGU
Messenger RNA from Chenopodium quinoa (quinoa), 3936 nucleotides. RefSeq names its product protein Rf1, mitochondrial-like. Lineage: Eukaryota; Viridiplantae; Streptophyta; Magnoliopsida; Caryophyllales; Amaranthaceae. Gene Ontology annotation, molecular function: protein binding. The record is from RefSeq and is a predicted model, not a curated record. The transcript has a single exon. Bases 6 to 1793 code for a protein of 595 amino acids.